UCUUUGCAAAUCUGAUGCCAGAUCACUAUCUUGAAUACUGUGUAGAGAUCACUGUAACCAUGCUGAAAGAAGUAUUUGUGCUUGGAUGCCUCCUGAGCCUCGCUCUGGCUCAACCUUUGGGCAUGGAGCACAAACGACUUGCUCGGUCAAGGUCUGACUCUGACUCUAACUCGGAUUCCAAUGAGGGUACCGCAACAACAAAUAACCAGGCUGCUUUGCAACAGUUGCUUCAAUUCUUAAUUACCCAGCUCAUAAACCAACAGACCACUACUGCAGCUACAACUACUACAGCAGCUACUACAACUACUACAGCAGCUCCGACUACUCCUGCACCUUUCAUUAUCAUUGCAUUAUUUCAACCCCGGCUCUUUGCAAAUCUGAUGCCAGAUCACUAUCUUGAAUACUGUGUAGAGAUCACUGUAACCAUGCUGAAAGAAGUAUUUGUGCUUGGAUGCCUCCUGAGCCUCGCUCUGGCUCAACCUUUGGGCAUGGAGCACAAACGACUUGCUCGGUCAAGGUCUGACUCUGACUCUAACUCGGAUUCCAAUGAGGGUACCGCAACAACAAAUAACCAGGCUGCUUUGCAACAGUUGCUUCAAUUCUUAAUUACCCAGCUCAUAAACCAACAGACCACUACUGCAGCUACAACUACUACAGCAGCUACUACAACUACUACAGCAGCUCCGACUACUCCUGCACCUUAUCUGCUGAAUAAACUUCAUUAA
Messenger RNA from Anoplopoma fimbria (sablefish), 725 nucleotides. RefSeq lists its product as uncharacterized. Lineage: Eukaryota; Metazoa; Chordata; Actinopteri; Perciformes; Anoplopomatidae. The transcript is spliced from 9 exons. Bases 15 to 725 code for a protein of 236 amino acids. The record is from RefSeq and is a predicted model, not a curated record.